UCAAUUACAAAUAAAAAAACAGAAACCACAUAGGAGUAUGCGUGAAUCUAUGUCAGUUAGCUCUUUAGAAUAAUCCUGGUUUAUAUAAUUUAGAUGCUCACAACUCAUAACGAAAGAAAAAACCAUGCUAUUUGUCAUGUUUUUAAGUCAACAAUAAUUCACCUCGUUCCUUUAUAAUUUCUACUACAAAACUAUAAUAAUCAGAUAGAGCUUCAAACAAGCCUUUGAAUCUCUUCCCUCUCUCUCAUCUCCACCAGGUGUGAUUGUGAUUCAGAAAUGGCUUCUGGAACUGUGCCUGCUUCGUUUUCCGGUCUCAGGAUAUCUGAGUCCGGUUUGGGGUUUGGGAAAAGUGUUGAUUUUGUGAGAGUUUCUGAUUUGAAAAAAAUGAAAUCUGCAAGGACAAAAGUGUCAAUUAUCAGAAAUUCAAAUCCUGGUCAGGAUGUUGUUGAACUUCAACCUGCAUCCAAAGGAAGCCAGCUUUUAGUUCCUAGGCAAAAGUAUUGUGAAUCAUUGCACAAAACUGUGAGGAGGAAAACAAGGACUGUCACGGUUGGUGACGUGACUAUCGGUAGUGAGCAUCCGAUAAGAGUUCAGACCAUGACCACGACCGAUACUAAGGAUGUUGCUGGAACAGUUGAACAGGUGAUGAGAAUAGCAGAUAAAGGAGCUGAUAUCGUGCGGAUAACGGUUCAAGGGAGAAAAGAAGCUGAUGCUUGUUUCGAGAUUAAAAACUCGCUUGUGCAGAAAAACUACAACAUACCGUUGGUGGCUGAUAUUCAUUUUGCUCCGACUAUUGCUUUGCGAGUAGCUGAAUGCUUUGAUAAGAUUCGUGUCAACCCUGGAAAUUUCGCCGACAGACGAGCUCAGUUUGAAAUAUUGGAGUACACCGAAGAUGACUAUCAGAAAGAACUUGAGCAUAUUGAACAGGUUUUCACACCAUUAGUUGAAAAAUGUAAGAAAUAUGGGAGAGCAAUGCGCAUUGGAACCAACCAUGGCAGUCUUUCUGAUCGUAUAAUGAGCUACUAUGGAGAUUCUCCUAGGGGAAUGGUGGAAUCUGCUUUUGAAUUUGCAAGGAUAUGCCGAAAGCUGGACUAUCACAAUUUUGUGUUUUCUAUGAAAGCAAGCAACCCAGUUAUCAUGGUUCAGGCGUACCGAUUACUUGUAGCUGAAAUGUAUGUCCAAGGCUGGGAUUAUCCAUUACACCUGGGAGUUACUGAAGCUGGAGAAGGUGAGGAUGGUAGGAUGAAAUCUGCAAUUGGCAUUGGAACUCUUCUACAGGAUGGAUUGGGCGACACAAUACGAGUUUCGCUCACAGAAGCACCGGAGGAGGAGAUAGUUCCUUGCACAAGGUUGGCAAACCUUGGAAUGAGAGCAUCUGAGCUCCAGAAAGGAGUGGCACCUUUUGAAGAGAAGCACAGACGUUAUUUUGACUUCCAGCGCCGUUCUGGUCAAUUGCCAGUGCAAAAAGAGGGUGAAGAGGUGGAUUAUAGAGGUACACUCCACCGGGACGGGUCUGUUCUUAUGUCAGUCUCCUUGGAUCAGUUAAAGACACCAGAACUCCUUUACAAGUCACUUGCUGCGAAACUCAUUGUUGGCAUGCCAUUUAAGGAUCUGGCAACAGUAGAUUCAAUCUUAUUGCAGGAACUUCCUCCGGUAGAUGAUGUUGAUGCUAGGUUAGCUCUGAAAAGACUGGUUGAUAUAAGUAUGGGAGUUAUAGUUCCUUUGUCAGAGCAGCUAACGAAGCCAUUACCAAAUGCCAUAGUUCUGGUAAACCUUAAGGAGCUAUCGGCUGGAGCUGAUAAGCUUUUGCCUCAAGGCACACGAUUGGCUGUGUCAGUACGUGGCGACGAGCCUUAUGAAGAACUGGAAAUUCUCAAAGGUGUUGAUGCAACUAUGGUUCUCCAUGACUUGCCUUAUACUGAAGACAGAGUUAGUAGAGUGCACGCAGCAAGGCGGUUAUUCGAGUAUCUAUCAGAAAACUCGCUAGACUUUCCUGUCAUUCACCACAUUCAGUUUCCAAAUGGAAUUCACAGGGAUGACCUAGUGAUUGGUGCUGGCUCUCAUGCUGGAGCCCUGCUGGUUGACGGGCUUGGAGACGGUCUUCUUUUAGAAGCUUCAGACAAAGAUUUUGACUUCAUUAGAAAUACAUCUUUCAAUUUGCUGCAAGGAUGCAGAAUGAGAAAUACAAAAACAGAGUACGUCUCAUGCCCAUCCUGUGGCAGAACCUUAUUUGAUCUUCAGGAAAUAAGUGCAGAAAUUCGAGAGAAGACAUCGCACCUCCCCGGUGUUUCGAUUGCAAUCAUGGGAUGCAUUGUAAAUGGUCCCGGAGAGAUGGCUGAUGCGGACUUCGGGUAUGUUGGCGGUGCUCCUGGGAAGAUUGAUCUCUAUGUUGGGAAGACUGUGGUGAAGCGUGCGAUUGCGAUGGAACAAGCAACUGAUGCCUUGAUCGAUCUGAUUAAAGAGCACGGACGUUGGGUAGAACCUCCAGUAGAGGAGUAAAAGCUACAACUCAAUGUUCGGAUUAGCCAAUGAGGUUCCGACACGUGUAACAUUGGGUGGAUCCUCUAGGAUGAUUACUUUAUGCAGUUUAUGUUAUUCUUUUGACUUCAAAAGUUUUAUUUUAAGUUUCAACAUAGUUAAUUUUCUUGUUUCAAUGGUCCCAAAUAAAGUAUGGGGUAGGGAUCUCUUCAACUUCAUGAUGUAUACAAUAAGUCAACAAUAUUGUACUGUCUUGCCCCAUGGAUAGUAUAAUAUUAUACAAAAAUUCUAUGAACGAUCAUUUUAUGUCAA
Molecule: messenger RNA, 2790 nt
Organism: Lathyrus oleraceus (garden pea)
Lineage: Eukaryota; Viridiplantae; Streptophyta; Magnoliopsida; Fabales; Fabaceae
Product: 4-hydroxy-3-methylbut-2-en-1-yl diphosphate synthase (ferredoxin), chloroplastic
Exons: 20
Coding region: 277-2499 (740 amino acids)
Biological process (GO): terpenoid biosynthetic process; isopentenyl diphosphate biosynthetic process, methylerythritol phosphate pathway
Cellular component (GO): chloroplast
Molecular function (GO): 4-hydroxy-3-methylbut-2-en-1-yl diphosphate synthase activity (ferredoxin); iron ion binding
Source: RefSeq, a predicted model, not a curated record